Molecule: messenger RNA, 2066 nt
Organism: Lactuca virosa
Lineage: Eukaryota; Viridiplantae; Streptophyta; Magnoliopsida; Asterales; Asteraceae
Source: the annotation of a GenBank genome assembly
AUGAUACAGGUAAUGGGUAUGGAGGUUCAUGCCAAUGAAGGAGGAGUAACACAGACACAUGGUUGUGUAUAUUGGUUAAUCCUACCUGCUGGAUAUAUUGGUUCAUCUUUCUGGGGUAUGCUUCUAAUCUUGGCAUCAACUGGCCUUCUUACUUCAAGAAUCGCAGCCGGAUGUUUAGGAGUUGCUCUUCUUAUUGUCCUCUUUGUUGCCAAAAAUGCAUGUUCAGGUGCUGUUUAUUGUCAGCUAAUGAAUGUCGCUCAUCCUGGAACUGUUCUGAUGCAUAAACUCAAUUUCAAUGUCAAAAUUGAAUACCACAUGAUUCAGAAUUACAAGGUUCUUGGAGAUGUUUUCAACAAACUGAAGAUCACUAAGCACAUCGAGGUAAACAAAGUGGUGAAAGGAAGGCGAAUGGAUAACCUCAAAUUCAUGCAGUGGAUGAAACGAUACUGUGAUUUAGUCAGUGGAGGCGCUAAUCAAAGCCUCACUACCGUAGCCCUCUGUCCAUCUCUUACUCUCUGCGCGUCGCAGCCUCCGGCCUCCGCCCCUGCUGCCGUCGUGCUCCGCCACUCCUCCCUGCUCCACCGCGGCCAGUCCCCUGCCACUGCAACGUGUUAUUCCCUAUCAACCAUGAUUUACACAGCUAUCGAUACAUUCUAUCUAACCGAUGAACUGCUUGAGAACACACCUUCUAGAAAAGAUGGAAUCGAUGAAGCCACUGAAACAACACUUAGAAUAUAUGGAUGUGAUCUUAUCCAAGAAAGUGGCAUUUUACUCAAAGUACCUCAACAAGUAAUGGCCACAGGUCAAGUUCUAUUUCAUCGCUUCUACUGCAAGAAAUCUUUUGUUCGUUUCAAUGUGAAGAGAAUUGCUGCUAGUUGUGUUUGGCUUGCUUCAAAACUUGAGGAAAACCCUAGAAGAGCAAGACAUGUCCUCAAUGUUUUUCAUAGAAUGGAAUGUAGAAGAGAGAAUCUACCUAUAGAACAUUUAGAUGCAUUCUCAAAGAAAUAUACAGAAUUGAAGAUGGAUUUGAUUAGAUCUGAAAGACAUUUAUUAAAAGAAAUGGCUUUCAUUUGUCAUGUGGAACAUCCUCAUAAAUUCAUCUCAAAUUACCUUGCUACCCUUGAAACACCCCCUGAGUUGACACAAGAAGCUUGGAAUCUUGCAAAUGAUAGCUUGAGGACAACUUUAUGUGUUCGAUUCAAGAGUGCAGUGGUGGCAUGUGGUGUUGUAUAUGCUGCUGCUAGAAGAUUUCAUGUCCCUCUUCCUGAAAAUCCUCCAUGGUGGAAAGCUUUUGAUGCUGAUAAAUCAGGUAUAGAUGAAGUUUGUAGAGUUUUAGCUCAUUUAUACACUCUACCAAAAGCACAAUAUAUACCUGUAUGCAAAGAAGGAGGCUCAUUCACAGUGUCUAAUCGCUCAUGGGACUCCCCCUCCCAACCCCUUCCCAAGGAACCACAGAUGAUUGAUGAUGCAAAUGUAAACAAGGUGUCUGUGGUGUCGGUUUCGGUGUCUCCGGCAUGUAUGAUUCCGGAGUCGAAAGCCGGAAUUGGAAAGGUGAAAGAUUCAAUAAAGAGUGAUGAUGUUGAUGAGAAAGUUGAGAAUCAGAGUGGUGUUCCGAUUCCGGUUGAGGGAGAAUCUGUUUCCAAAAGCAAAGAAAGGGAAAGGGAAAGGGAAAGGGAAAGGGAGAGAUAUAAAAGAGGGAGGGAUUCGGAAAGGGAAAGGGAAAGGGAUGAUAGAGAAAAAGUCAAAGAUAGGAGUCAUCGGUCAAAGGAUAGAGGAGGAAAAGAUUCAGGACAUGGUGAAAAACCGAAACAUCAUUCUUCACGAGAUCGGGACUAUCAUGGCUCGACAUAUUCCUCAAGGGAGAAGGAUCGACACAGGCAUCAUUCGUAUGGUUAAUAUUUGCUAAAAAGUUGUCCAUGUUCAUAUCUCUUAUAUCAUGUUUGUGAGGUUUAUUGACAUUUUUACCCUUAAUAGUUUAUUUUAAAACAUCUUUCAUUUUUUUUUGACAUGUAGGGAUGUUGUAAUUUUGCUAUCUCAGAAGUUUCAUUCUAUUUUUAUAAAAGGAC